This is a messenger RNA of Fusarium odoratissimum NRRL 54006, 345 nucleotides long. RefSeq lists its product as uncharacterized. Lineage: Eukaryota; Fungi; Ascomycota; Sordariomycetes; Hypocreales; Nectriaceae. The transcript is spliced from 2 exons. The record is from RefSeq and is a predicted model, not a curated record. Bases 1 to 345 code for a protein of 114 amino acids.
AUGUCUGAUUCCAAGCAAGGCGGAGAUCUCUUCGAUAUGGCCAAGGAUGGAACAUCCAUCCCUGGUGACGCCGGAAAGCAAAACACUAUCAGUUCCGUCCCCAACCCUCAUCAACGCGACGGUGAGGCCGCAGGCGGUCUUGGCUCAACCGAUCUGGCUGGCGCAGCAGACAAUGCUGUCCUUUCAGCUUCCGAAGGUCGAGAGUCUGGUGUUGGUGAAGUAAUCAGUGCGACGGGUCAUGAUAUUCCUCAGUCUGUAACUGGAAAACCUGGUGGACGAGGAGGAACACAAGGAAAGGAGGACGUCAGAAGGGAUACCGGCGCUUUUGCGAAUAGGGAGAACUAG